This is a messenger RNA of Betta splendens (Siamese fighting fish), 1505 nucleotides long. RefSeq names its product GTP-binding protein REM 2-like. The transcript has 4 exons. The coding region runs from base 288 to 950 and encodes 220 amino acids. Gene Ontology annotation, molecular function: calcium channel regulator activity; GTP binding. The record is from RefSeq and is a predicted model, not a curated record. Lineage: Eukaryota; Metazoa; Chordata; Actinopteri; Anabantiformes; Osphronemidae. Gene Ontology annotation, cellular component: plasma membrane.
CAUUACGCAUCGAGUCUGUGAGUCACAAUCAGAGCGGUGAUGAAUGACGGUGCUGACUGCAGACCUGGACCCGGGCCCUACCAUGAGGAAACACUGAUAGCAGAGCGAGAGAGAGAGAGAGAGAGAGAGCGAGCAUACGUACACAGAGGGAGAGAGGGUACAGGAGAGAGCGUGUGAGGUAGACAACGCAAGAGGGAGGGAGGGAGGAGAGAGAGAGGGAGGGAGAGAGAGAGAAAGCGAGACCGUGCUUACUUUGUAGCUGCCGAGAGCUGCGUGACAGUUUGCAGAUGCCGACAGAUGUGCCCGAAGACAGGCUCAACAACGAGGAGAAGGGGGCCAAGUGUGACAGUAUGACUCUGGCCAGCACCCCCACCGUCCGUAGAGGAAGCACUCCUCUGCCAAUUAAGCACCAGCUCAGGCGGGAAGAAGCUGUCCACGAUGACUGCGACUGGACAUCAGGUGCAGCCGGACCGUCCGUGUCACCGAUCAGCUUCAGUCCAGCCCUGGAUGACACUCUGACCGUGGCAGUGGAGGACCGACCCGAUGGGCCUCUAAGAAUUGCCCUGCUGGGGCAGAACGGCGUGGGGAAGUCUUCGCUGGCCAUCGCCCUCGCCGGGGAUAUGGAUAGAACUGCGUCUGUGGAUUCUGAUGGGGAGGGUUAUGUGCGUACAGUCACCGUGGAUGAUGAGGACAGCACCAUCAUUAUCUUUGACAACUGGCGACAGGUGAGCCCAACAACACUUCACUGUUCCCACUGUCCCUGCUCCUUCAUUAGACCGCUGAGUCCGUACCAGUUCACGGCUCAGCUGCAUUUUGCUGUUCGGAUAUCAGAGACUCAGAUGGCUUUUAAAUCUUUCACCAUCUUUAAAAGGGACACAGAAUGUAAGGAGCAUAGUGUUCUGUUUUACUGUAUUUAUUGUAUUAAUCCGAUCCACUUAGACCCGAUUUGAAUACAGGCAUAUCCCAGCAUGCACCGGGCAAAGGGUUGCUAGCCAAAUUAUCAUGUAACAAAUAAGCCUAUGGGGAUUUGGUCUAAAGAUAAAACCAACAAAAAGAACAUAUUCAUUGCAUAUGGAUCAUUUUUAGACGUCUUGAUAUUGUUUAUUUGCCAACAACCGAUAUCCAACUAAGAGAAGAGGGCAGUAAAUGUGCUGCAUCUGCAUUUGGUGACUGGGGGAAAGCUCAUUAUUAGGCUGUUUUGCUCACAUCCCUGGAGCACAGUUCACAGGCAUUUGUGCGCAUGUGAGGAAAAGGGAACACGAAAGGGAUGCUCACAGUGCAGAUGUGCCCAACGCAUACAUUAACAUGUGCAUAUUGCUUUAUGUAUACAAUAACAUGUGACACAAUUAUGUUUUUGCACAUGCAUACAUGCACAUCUGCCACCGUGAAGCGGGGCAAGCGAAAUUUGCCCCUUGCUGUGUUCAAUUGCAGUCUAGUAAGAAUUAAAUAAAAAAUCAAUGGACUGUGGCAACUUUAACUAAAGACAAGCAGAGACCUAGAGUGGA